Thamnophis elegans (Western terrestrial garter snake) is the source of this 2011-nucleotide messenger RNA. RefSeq names its product leptin receptor overlapping transcript (gene LEPROT). Lineage: Eukaryota; Metazoa; Chordata; Lepidosauria; Squamata; Natricidae. The transcript is spliced from 4 exons. The record is from RefSeq and is a predicted model, not a curated record. Gene Ontology annotation, cellular component: endosome. The coding region runs from base 81 to 476 and encodes 131 amino acids. Gene Ontology annotation, biological process: negative regulation of growth hormone receptor signaling pathway; late endosome to vacuole transport via multivesicular body sorting pathway.
GAAGCUCUCCUUACACUCCGCCUCUGCUGCCUCGAAGUCCGGAAAACGAUCGUGAGAAUCGCCCCUUCAAGGAAGGAGGCAUGGCGGGGAUCAAAGCUUUGGUUGGUUUAUCAUUCACUGGAGUCCUUGGUUUGACAUUUCUUAUGUUGGGAUGUGCCUUAGAAACAUAUGGUACCUACUGGCCCUUAUUUGUCUUGAUAUUUUAUGCCAUAUGCCCUAUUCCUCACUUCAUUGCAACAAGAGUAAGCGAUGAUACAGAUGCAGCAAGCAGUACUUGCAAGGAACUGUCAUAUUUUUUCACAACUGGAAUUGUGGUCUCUGCUUUUGGACUUCCUAUCAUUCUUGCACGUGUUGAAGUGAUCAAGUGGGGAGCCUGUGGCCUUGUGCUGGCUGGAAAUGCCGUAAUUUUUCUUACAGUUUUAGGCUUCUUUGUUCUGUUUGGAAGAGGAGAUGAUUUUGCCUGGGAACAGUGGUAGAAUUUACGGAGAUAUGAACCUACAGUACAUAUGUUAUACAGGACAUCCUUGAUCUUUGUUCAUUUACUUAUUAUUAUUUUAGUGUAUAUAUGGAUAUACUAGGUAUACAUGCGCACAUGUCAAUGCAUUUAGUAUAUGAAUAAUUUGAUCAGUAUUAAUAUAAAGGAAAUGUACCUUAUAUAUUAAUACCUUUAUUUUACGGGAUGUAAGUAAAUUUCCACAGUACUGUGGGUGAUGUUUUUAUAAUGCAAGAAAAACUAUAUAAGUAGGAUUGUUUUAUAAUAAUCAUGGGUUUUUGAAUUAGGAAUCACAUUUGCAAUUUGGCUUUAAAGCAGAAUAUUAAAAGAUAUUAAUUUGUCUUCAAGGUAAACACAUCAUAAUUCUUCAAUAUAAACUGUUUGCUAUUCAAAGAAUCAGCAUAUUAAAUCACUCCGGUUUCAUAAAGUUUUAAGAAGAAAUUGCCAGAUCAACUGAAUUUAGAGCAAAAAGUCAUCUAGAUAUCCUUUUAUCUUCUGCAUGAUUAAGAAAAUGGGACACAAUCUUGUGUAUACCUGGAUUGGAUCCAAAUUCUGCCACCAGUGAACAGAAAAAAUACUUUUCUCCACUAGAAGAAAAGUAUUGUUCCAGCAGAAGAACUCCACUUUUGCAAUAUAAAAAGAUGCAGCAUCUUGCUUUAUUUCUCCUGCAAUCUCUAAUCCUGCUUCUCACAAAUAUGUUCUAGAAGAUUGAAAAGGUUUUCAGAACAUUGGGAGAUAAACACUUGGGUGGGUUAUUGGACGAGAUGACCUACAAGGUCCCUUCCAAUGCUCUUAAUCUGUUAAAUGCUCCCAUGGUCUCAGGGUCAGAAAACCUGUUCCCAAUUUAAUAAUAUCUCUGUUUGAGAAUCCAUGUAUUCCUUUAAAUAAGCCAGUUUUUAUAAGAAGGAAGUUGCUAAACCAUGGGUGCCUAUCUGGUAGUAGGUUUCAUUUAGUAUAACAAAGCAUAUUUCUGAGUAAAGAUGUGCCUUAUAAAUAUUAAAUAAUUAAAUAAUUAAAUUAAAUAAACACUUUGCUUUGGUCUCUGUUGCACUGUAGAAAGCUACAGGGUAUUGUCUAUCCCCAAAUAAGUAUACAAUUUGUAUAGUGAAAUGAUCUAUAAGUUUAAUAAUAUUGUAAAGUAAUUAUAUUACUUUUUAGUAGGUAUUAGACUACUGGGUUUCCCUCCCCCCUUUUAAAAUCGGAAUACGCUCUUUUGAAGAUGAGGGAAAUCUGUUUUGUUUGUUUCUGGUAUAAACUUAAGUAACUCCUACGUUCCUGUGGAUAAAUUGUUUGAAACAAAAUUGUAAGGUUCAUAAAGAUUCACAAUAGCUUUAAGUAACAAUCUCCAACUUAGUCUUCCUGCAACUAUAUGUAAGCAAAUAUGUAUUGUAGUGGUUUUCAUUAGAUGAUAGAAAAGCAAACUUCAAAUUUGCGCAAGAUUAUUGGGGUCUAGGGAGAGAAAUGCUUAAAUAAUUCCCAGGAAUUUCUCUAUGUUGGAAGAUAUUUUGUUUUACCUGC